This is a messenger RNA of Nanorana parkeri, 1090 nucleotides long. RefSeq names its product nitric oxide synthase interacting protein (gene NOSIP). The transcript has 9 exons. Bases 41 to 940 code for a protein of 299 amino acids. The record is from RefSeq and is a predicted model, not a curated record. Gene Ontology annotation, molecular function: ubiquitin protein ligase activity. Lineage: Eukaryota; Metazoa; Chordata; Amphibia; Anura; Dicroglossidae. Gene Ontology annotation, cellular component: nucleus.
CACUUCCGGGAGCGCAGAGUUGGUUUCUGUAUGACUGAAGAUGACGAGACAUGGAAAGAACUGCACAGCUGGAGCUGUGUACACCUACUACGAGAAGAGGAAAGACACUGCUGCUUCUGGAUAUGGAACACAAACUGUUCGGCUCAGCAGAGAUGCAGUGAAGGAUUUUGAUUGCUGCUGUUUAUCCCUUCAGCCGUGUAAAGAUCCUGUGGUAACGCCAGAUGGAUACAUCUUUGAAAAAGAAGCCAUCCUGGAAUACAUCUUGCAUCAGAAGAAAGAGAUUGCUCGACAGAUGAAGUUGUAUGAAAAGCAGAAGAAUGAGAAGAAGACAGAAAUGGAAGAAUUGACCAAAGCUGCAAAAGAGUCCAAAAUGAAAGUGUUUCUUGAUAAGGAAAUGUCCAUCAUCAGUAAACCACUCAACCCCUUCUCCAAGAAAAUGGAAGAGAGCAAUGGCUCAGCAGCAGAGGCCAGCACUAGUAAGCAAAGCAGUGAGGAUAAAGGCAAGCAGCUUCCCAGCUUCUGGAUCCCAUCGCUGACACCAGAGGCCAAAUCCACACUUGUGAAGAAGCCAGACAAGAAUGUUUACUGCCCCAUGAGUGGAAUGUCUCUGAAGAUGAAAGACUUGACCUCUGUGAAGUUUACUAAAGUAGAUGAAAAUGUGGAUCGUGUUGGUCUCAUAAACCGUCAGGAUAGAUAUGUGUGCGCAGUGACGCGGGAUAUGCUUGGCAAUUCUGUACCCUGUGCAGUCCUACGACCUUCGGGAGCUGUGGUCACAUUGGAGUGCGUUGAGAAGUUGAUCAAGAAAGAUAUGACCGAUCCAAUUAGUGGAGAAAAGCUGAUGGAGAAGGAUAUUAUCGUUUUGCAGAGGGGUGGCACAGGAUUCUCCGGAUCCGGAGUACAGCUGGAAGCUAAAGAAGCUCGGCCAGUCAUGCAGGCGUGAGAAGUAUUUGUAUCACAAACCUUUCCAUUUGGCACACUUCUGUAAUUUUGCCCUCUAUGUACACAUAACGCUACAUAGAAUGGAUUACUCCUUUUUCUGUGCAGUACAGUAGGCACUGAUCGCUUGUUGGGUCUUCUCUGCUAUGCAUUG